Panicum virgatum (switchgrass) is the source of this 1101-nucleotide messenger RNA. RefSeq names its product putative nuclease HARBI1. Bases 1 to 1032 code for a protein of 343 amino acids. The record is from RefSeq and is a predicted model, not a curated record. The transcript is spliced from 2 exons. NCBI's taxonomy places the organism in Eukaryota, Viridiplantae, Streptophyta, Magnoliopsida, Poales, Poaceae.
AUGUCCACAGCUAUGUACCUUGACAUUUGUCAUGCUGUUUUAGCCAAGAACAAGUACUUCCAAAGGAAAGUCAACGCUGCAGGCCUACCAGGGUUCGCCAUAGUUCAGAAGGUAACUGCUGCAUUGCGUAUGCUUGCAUAUGGAGGGCCUGCGGACCGGCUUGAUGACUAUAUUCGUAUGGGAGAGAGCACGAUCCUUGAGUGUGUCGAUGAAUUCACUAGGACAAUAGUUGAGCUCUAUGGGAAAUCAUAUCUUAGGCCACCCAAUGCUGAAGAUAUUGCUAGGCUUCUUCAGAAAGCUGAAGAGAGAGGGUUUCCUGGUAUGAUCAGUAGUAUUGAUUGUAUGCAUUGGGAGUGGGAGAAGUGCCCUACAGCUUGGCACGGCCAGUACAGGGGUCAUUUCAAGAAACCCACAAUUAUUCUUGAGGCUGUAGCAAGCUAUGACCUUAGAAUUUGGCAUGCAUUCUUUGGCAUGCCAGGAUCUUGUAAUGAUAUUAAUGUCUUACAUCGAUCGCCAGUGUUUGACGACCUUGCCAAGGGCAUUGGACCUGCAGUGAAAUUCAAGGUUAACGGGAGGGAUUAUGAUAUGGGUUAUUAUCUUGCCGAUGGUAUCUAUCCUUCUUGGGCUACUUUGAUCAAUGGUGUCUCUAGCCCUCAAAGCAAUAAGCACAAUUACUUUACACUUAAACAAGCAGCAUACCGAAAGGAUGUGGAGCGUGCAUUUGGUGUGUUGCAAGCAAAGUAUGCAAUCAUAAAAGGACCAGCUAGGAGGUUUAAGCCAGUAGCCCUAAAGUAUAUAGUUGAUUGUAUAAUCAUUCUGCAUAAUAUGGGUAUUGAUUAUGAGAAUGGGAUGGAGGAGCUAAGAAUUGAAGAUUAUGACGGCGCAACAACGCCAACGUUAGAUCCUAAUCGAAACGUUGCAGAAGUUCGUCAAUUGAUUGCACGACACCGGCAAAUCCAAAGCCGACCAGCAAAUGAACAGCUCAAGGCUGAUCUGAUAGAGCACAUUUGGAGCAAGUUCGGGGCUCAGUAGGAGCAUCUCUGAGAAUUUUGGAAAGGAAGGUGUGCCAUGGAGCAGGUUGCUACAUGUAUUUUGGUUGCC